CUCCUGUCUUCCUCCAGCCUGUUAUAGCUUCUAAGAUGGCCACCAAGUAUUUCUCCAGCACUGAAACUACAAAUUUUGCAAGGCUGUCCCGACUGGUUGUAGAUGUCUGCAGUGAUGUGCUCAGAGAUGUGCUGAGGGUAAACAUACCACCGCCUGGACUUACUGCAAUUCUACAAAGUCAAAGGGUUCACCUCAGCAGAAAUCUUGAGCCUCGCCAACAACAGAUUCUGUUCCCACCAGGUGGAGUGUUUACCGGUACCCUGGAGGAUUUAGAUUUUAGCCUCCUGUAUAAACUAAUUCGUAACCUCCAGGGUAUCAACAUUUCACCUCAUACAAAGGGUUGGGGCAGGACACCAGACAAUACAGACCGGUCACUGGCAGCUAAUAUUGACCGAUUGAGAAUCCAGCGCAAUGAGACACAUGGACACCUGUCGAGAGCAUCACUGUCUUCUACAGACUUCCAUCGUAUAUGGGGCAUCAUCCGUCAGUGUAUCUCCGAGAUAGAACAAGGCUCUCUGACAGGAGACACAUACGUGACAGCAGUUGACAACCUGCUGACCGUGGGUAUGGACCCUGAUACAGAGAAUGAGGACAUAGAGAAACUGAGCAAACAACAACAUGAUUUUGAGGCCAUCAUGGAGGAUGUUAGAGCUGAACAGGAAACUAUGGCAACAUGCGUCAAUGUUGUCACCACCAGACAGGAAACCAUGGAUGCGAGGCAGGAAACCAUGGCAAAAGACAUCAAUGAUGUCACUAUCAGACAGGAAACCAUGAAUGCGAUGCAGGAAACCAUGGCAACAGACAUCAGUGAUGUCACCACGAGACUGGAAACCAUGGAUGCAAGGCAGGAAUCUAUGGCAACAGACAUCAAUGAUGUCACCACCAGACUGGAAAUCAUGGAUGCAAGGCAGGAAACCAUGGCAACAGACAUCAAUGAUGUACCCACCAGACUAGAAACCAUGGAUGCAAGACAGGAAACCAUGACGACAGACAUCAGUGAUGUCACCACCAGACUGGAAACCAUGGAUGCAAGGCAGGAAACCAUGGCAACAGACAUUGCUGAUGUCACCAUCAGACUUGAAACCAUGGAUGUGAGGCAAGAAACCAUGGCGACAGACAUCGGUGAUGUCACUGCAAGGCAAGAAACGUUGGAAGCCAGGCAGGAGACCGUUGCAGCAAGACAGGAAGCCAUGGCAAACAAUUUACAUACCAUACAAGAUGAAGUCAUUUAUGUUAGAGACGCAUUGAAUACGACUGCAACAAACACAAGUCACAUCACAGAAAUCCAUUCUGACCUCAAGCCAAUGAUAGACAAAACAAAAGCCAGGAUCACGCAAGAAAAAGAGAAGAAAAAAUUCCUUGCGACCAAAGCUUUCCAUGAUGCUCAAGGCAAGCUCCAAAAGAACAGAGUUUUAGUCAUCAAGGGAAACACGGGAGAUGGCAAAACUUCUACCGCCAUUCAACUCCUUCACUGGCUGAUAGAGCAGCAGCCAUGCAGACAACCCCUUCAGCUUCAUAAAAUUAAGAAAUUAGAUUUAUUAGCUCCAAACUCUCAUCUGAUUACUUUUAUUGAUGAUAUUUUUGGUGAGAAAGAUGUAGGUAGAAUGGAUGUACAAGAGUGGAACCAAAGAAUCACAGAUUUGCAAACACUUUUUGUUGACGAGCAAAUCCGGGCCAAUUUUCUGAUCAUUACAAUUCGUAAUGAAAUACUUAAUAAUUUGGCGAAAUCUUCCUUGGGAUCAGUUUUCAUUGAACAUAACAUCAUUGAUCUUAGCUCAGAUGAGUACAAAAUUGCAGAAGAAAAACGGCAACUUUUAGAGAUGUAUAACCCAGAAAAUGUUUCAUGGAAAGAGGAAGAAAAGGAAGAAAUUCUAGAUUAUGCUCCCGAUAUCGGAUUCCCACAAUGUUGUCAGCUUUUCUGCAAGUCUGUGGAAUUACAGGAGAGACGAGCUGAUUUUUUUAAGAAACCUUUCCAAUUUUUCAUGGAAGCAUUGUCAAAGUUACCAGAAUGUUCUGCCAUUUUGUUUCUCUUCCUCAAUGAUGGGGAGAUAAAGGUAACAGAUCUAGACCCAAAUGGUAAUAAAGUAAACAAAACAUUGUUAGAGGAAGCAUUUGAAAUUAGUUUAGUUGAUGGUGAAGUUGACAGAACCUCAAUGACAUUUAAGAAGAAGGUAGGAUCUGUGAAAGAUAGCUUAGACAGGUUAGCAGGAUUUUUGGUUAGAAAGGAGACUUAUCGGUCUAAUGAUGAAGUGUACAGAUUUGAUCAUGAUUCCAUAUAUGUCACAGUAGCUCUUUUGUAUGGAAACAAAACACCAUUUGGCUACAUAACGAAUUGUCCCAGCAGAUUCCUCAGUUAUCUGACAACCUCAAAAACAUCAUCAAACAUGAUUGUCAUAUCAUCUGACCAUUUUACAUAUUUAUGUGAACGUGUACUCAAAGAGUUUAAGUAUAUAAAGGAUCCGGCAAAGUUUCAAAAAGAUGCGAUGGAAUGUUUGUUUGGGACAAUUUUUCAUGGUACUGGUAUUGGUUCUCUAGAUGUAUGGAAAGAUCACGUAUUUGUUGAGAGAUUUGUCCAAUUGUUGGAAGAUAGAAAAGUUGAUAAACGUGCUGUUCUAGAUGAAGCAUGUUACUUUGGUGCUAAAGAAUGUGCAAAAUAUCUUUUGCGUGAGGGAGUCCAACCUUACGAUGUCAUAUCAUUGUGGUCACUGAUUACAAAAGGUAAAUGGCUGAAAGGAGAUUUGAAUGUACUUGAAGAAGUUUUGAUAUACUUGAAUAAUGAGUUAAAACAUGGUUUGUUGAAAACUGCAUGUUACUCUCGUUCAUUAGAAGAUGUUUCAUAUCUUCUGAGUAAGGGAGUCAAAUCUGAUGGCAUAGAUUGGUGGUCAUUGAUUAGGAGAAAUCCUUUAAUUGAUAUUUAUAAUUCAAAUGAACUACUUGAUUAUCUUGGUUUGUUUGAACAAAUUGAUAUUGAUGAUUCGGAUAGACCUAUGGAGCUUUCGACAGAAGAGUUGUCAUUGAUUAAGGAAAAUGGUGAGUAUAUCUCUAAGGGAGAUGUGGAUGUUCUUAAGAAAGUUGUCAAAUACCUGAAUGAUGAGAUAAAACUUGACUUGUUAAAUAAAGCAUGUCGAUCUGGUUCAGAAGAUUGUGCUUUAUGUCUUCUGUGUGACGGAGUCAAACCUGACGAGCAGACACUGAUUGCUGUGGUGAGGGGAGGGAGUAUAGAUGUUAUGCGUAAACUUCUGAAGUAUGACAUCACUUCAACUGGGAAGCUCUCUUCGAAUAACGAUAUCCUACACAUGGCAUGUAUGAACAAGAGAGAAGAGAUGGUGACAAUAUUGUGUGACGCUUAUCCACACUUGGUACAUGACACUGAUGAGAAUGGACAAACCCCACUCCAGAUAGUGGCAGGGACAGGAAACUGUUCUAUGUUCCAGACAGUGGAGAGAACUGUACUUAACUCUUUGUGUAGAGUUGAGGACGAACAACACAAGUGUGAGACAGUAGAUGGUUGUGUGGUUCAUAGGAGUUGUAUUUGUAGUCAGUAUAUGUCUCGGUUGGUAGAUGUGUAUGGACUAACGGUAUUGCAUGCAACUUGUAUUCAAGGGCAGUGCAAGGAGAUUUGUGUAUAUUUGUGCGAGUCUUAUCCAGCACUAGUCACAGUUGUAGAUCAGAAUGGGCGGACAGCAUUAGAUGUGAGUUGUUUGAUUGGGAACAAGGAGAUUUGUGUAUAUUUAUGCGAGUCCUACCCAACGCUUACCACAGCUGUAGAUAAGAAUGGGCGGACAGCAUUACAUGGCACAAAGAGAUUUGUAUAUAUUUGUGUGAGUCCUACCCAGCACUAG
Molecule: messenger RNA, 3842 nt
Organism: Pecten maximus
Lineage: Eukaryota; Metazoa; Mollusca; Bivalvia; Pectinida; Pectinidae
Exons: 6
Coding region: 36-3842 (1268 amino acids)
Molecular function (GO): protein binding
Source: RefSeq, a predicted model, not a curated record